CCCAUGUCCAGAGCUCUCUCGCUGUACCGGCGCCUCCUGCGGACGGCGAGAACAUGGGAAGGAGGCGAGGUAGAGCGCUAUUACAUUCGUUCGCAAGCGCGGCUUGAAUUUGAAGCCAAGCGCAGCCUGCGAUCGGCGAUUGAGAUCGGCAACGCCAUCAACGAAGGCGAACAACGCCUAGAGGUCGGCCUCCACUACAAGAACCCGUAUCCGCGGCCGCACUACUCGGACCCAGGAACACUUGGUGGCGAAGCCGAUCUCAAGCGCCAAACCAAGCGCGUGGACCCAAAAGCCAGCCACCGCGCCAAGGUCAGCAAAGGUAAGGCGUUCAAGUGGUAACUCCAAUGCAAACGCUGGCACCUUGGCUUGCCACGCCACUUUGGCAUCGAAAGA
Saprolegnia diclina VS20 is the source of this 393-nucleotide messenger RNA. RefSeq lists its product as hypothetical. Bases 4 to 339 code for a protein of 111 amino acids. The record is from RefSeq and is a predicted model, not a curated record. Lineage: Eukaryota; Oomycota; Saprolegniomycetes; Saprolegniales; Saprolegniaceae. Gene Ontology annotation, cellular component: mitochondrion. The transcript has 3 exons.